Molecule: messenger RNA, 2799 nt
Organism: Mastomys coucha (southern multimammate mouse)
Lineage: Eukaryota; Metazoa; Chordata; Mammalia; Rodentia; Muridae
Gene: Socs7
Product: suppressor of cytokine signaling 7
Exons: 10
Coding region: 193-2151 (652 amino acids)
Biological process (GO): phosphatidylinositol phosphate biosynthetic process; intracellular signal transduction
Cellular component (GO): phosphatidylinositol 3-kinase complex
Molecular function (GO): 1-phosphatidylinositol-3-kinase regulator activity
Source: RefSeq, a predicted model, not a curated record
GUCCUCGUUGGCGGCGCGCGGCCUGGGCUCGCGCUGGGCUCCGCGCGCCCCCCGCCCCCUAUAUGAGGCAGAGGCCGCGGCGGCCGUUAGCGCUGUCGCUCCGGGGGCCGCGGCGGGCGGGGCUCCGGCGGGGCCCGGCCUAGUCCCCACCCAGCUCGGCUCCCAGCCGCCCGCCCUCCCUCCCUCACCCCGAUGCAGGGGGCCGAGCUCCGGGACGGCGAGGCGGCGGCGGCGGCCGCUUCGUACCGGGUCCUGAGCCGCCUCCUCGGCUAUGGAGAGGCGGCCCCCGAGCCAGGCCCGCCGCCGCCGCCGCCGCCCCCGGGCCAUGGCCCGUCGCCGCCACCCUUCCUCGCGCGGCCCGGCUCGCGGGGCGCCCGGCCGCCGCAGCUGAUGGUGUUCCGCAACGUGGGGCGGCCGCCCGAGGAGGAGGACGCGGAGGCGGCCCCGGAGCCGGGACCCUCGGAACUGCUGUGUCCCCGGCACCGCUGUGCGCUGGAUCCCAAGGCCCUGCCCCCGGGCUUGGCGCUCGAGCGGACCUGGGGUCCGGUGGCUGGACUAGAGGCGCAGCUGGCGGCCCUGGGGCUCGGACAGCCGGCGGGGCCGGGGAUCAAGACUGCCGGAGGAGGCUGCUGUCCGUGCCCGUGCCCCCCGCAGCCGCCGCAGCCGCAACCCCCGCCGCCGGCUGCCGCCCCGCAGGCCGGGGAGGACCCCACGGAGACGAGCGACGCGCUGCUGGUCCUAGAAGGCUUGGAGUCGGAGGCCGAGAGCCUGGAGACUAACAGCUGCUCGGAAGAGGAGCUCAGCAGCCCGGGCCGUGGAGGAGGAGGAGUGGGUGGCCGGCUGCUGCUGCAUCCUCCGGGCCCUGAACUACCCCCGGUGCCCUUUCCGCUGCAGGACUUGGUCCCUCCAGGGCGCCUGAGCCGAGCGGAGCAGCAGCAGCAGCAGCAGCAGCAGCAACAACCUCCCCCACCGCCGCCGCCGCCGCCUCCCGGGCCCCUCCGGCCCCUCGCAGGCCCUUCUCGGAAGGGCUCUUUCAAAAUCCGCCUCAGUCGCCUGUUUCGCACGAAGAGCUGCAACGGCGGCUCGGGCGGUGGGGAUGGGACCGGCAAGAGGCCUUCGGGAGAUCUGGCAGCUUCAGCUGCGAGCCUGACAGACAUGGGAGGCUCUGCGGUCCGGGAGCUGGAUGCGGGGAGGAAACCCAGGUUGACAAGAACUCAAAGUGCCUUUUCUCCGGUCUCCUUCAGCCCCUUGUUCACAGGUGAGACAGUGUCGCUUGUGGACGUGGACAUUUCUCAGCGGGGCCUGACCUCUCCACACCCUCCAACUCCCCCUCCUCCUCCAAGAAGAAGCCUCAGCCUCCUAGAUGAUAUCAGUGGGACGCUGCCUACAUCUGUCCUUGUGGCUCCGAUGGGGUCUUCCUUGCAGUCUUUCCCCCUACCUCCGCCUCCUCCACCCCACGCCCCAGAUGCAUUUCCCCGACUUGCUCCCAUCAGAGCAUCAGAAUCCCUGCACAGCCAGCCUCCCCAGCACCUCCAGUGUCCCCUCUACCGGCCCGACUCAAGCAGCUUUGCAGCCAGCCUUCGAGAGCUGGAGAAGUGUGGCUGGUAUUGGGGACCUAUGAAUUGGGAAGAUGCAGAGAUGAAACUGAAAGGGAAGCCAGAUGGUUCUUUCCUGGUACGAGACAGCUCUGAUCCUCGUUACAUCCUGAGCCUCAGCUUUCGAUCACAGGGUAUCACCCAUCACACUAGAAUGGAGCACUAUAGAGGAACUUUCAGCUUAUGGUGCCAUCCCAAGUUUGAGGAUCGCUGUCAGUCGGUGGUGGAGUUCAUUAAGAGAGCCAUCAUGCACUCCAAGAAUGGGAAAUUUCUCUAUUUCCUGAGAUCCAGGGUCCCAGGACUGCCACCAACUCCAGUACAGUUGCUCUACCCAGUGUCCAGAUUCAGCAAUGUCAAGUCCCUCCAGCAUCUCUGCAGAUUCCGGAUCCGGCAGCUUGUCCGAAUAGAUCAUAUCCCGGAUCUGCCACUGCCUAAACCUCUGAUCUCUUACAUUCGGAAGUUCUACUACUAUGAUCCUCAGGAAGAGGUGUACCUGUCCCUAAAGGAAGCGCAGCUCAUUUCCAAACAGAAGCAAGAGGUGGAGCCUUCCACGUAGCAGCAGGGCCCCUGCUGUUCAACAUGAAGGCAUUUGAUCGCCAGGCUCCAGUUUGAAGAACCAAAUAAAGCUACCACAAAAGAAGAAUCUGGCAGAAAGAGAAGAGCGGGUUGUGAUUCCCGGCACAGACUUUGGUUCCCCUGUAGCCCUGGGGCUUGGAAGAAGCACACAACAUCCUCCAAGUGGAGUCUCCAGCCCAACCCCACCCCAUGAACCCCAGGACGGGAUGAGCUCCUUGGAAAACUGGAAGAAGUCUUAACACUGUUUCUUUUCAGAAGUUACGUUUUAGUAUUUCCAUUUCUCAGUGGAAGGCAGCUGGGGUCUGUACCCAUUGAAUUGAAGGUGGUGUUGGGGAUGAGCAGGUGAAGGGAAGGGUGGGGUGAGGAGGGAGGGCUGGUUGUUCAGCUGGCGCCAAAGGCAUCAUUGAAGCUCUUUCCAUGAACCUGGAGGAAGGGCAGGGAAGCCAGAGAAGUACAGAAGAAUGAGAUUGGAAGUUUCUGGGAAAGGCGUCUGAUUCUCAUCUCCAGCUUCAACAGGAGAGGAGAGAGGGUGGCAAGUGAAAGAGGGACUGCUCAUUCUGUAUGCUGAGGGCGUGCUCGCUCCCACUCCUUUCCUUUCAAAGUUUACAAACCUGAUUUCAGAAAUUGC